Lachancea nothofagi CBS 11611 is the source of this 4437-nucleotide messenger RNA. The record is from the annotation of a GenBank genome assembly. Lineage: Eukaryota; Fungi; Ascomycota; Saccharomycetes; Saccharomycetales; Saccharomycetaceae.
AUGAGCUCUAAAAACAGACUUGAAGUGCUGAAACGACUUCAAAGAGCGCGCCAGAACAAGUCAUCAUCGAAGGAACUUUACGAUGAGGAUGACGAUACUGAGGACCAUAAGGUAUACGAUCUCAUAGAUGAAAAUGAGUUUCGAAACCGCAAGCGCCAAGAAUUACUACGGGACGAUUUUGUGGUUGACGACGACGGCCUAGGAUAUGUUGAUAGAGGUGUCGACGAGUGGGACAAUCGACACCAUCACGAUAAAUACUCUUCAGACGAAGAGGAAGGACAGCAAGCGGUGAAAGGUAGACAUUCUAAAACUAGUACGACAAAGUCCGGUGGUAAGAAUGAUAAAAAUGAAAACAAUGGAUCAGUGAAAGACUCUAUCGGUAACAUGAUUACUGCACAACACUCGAGAAAUUCGAAAAAGCUGGGCGCUCAUAGUAAAGUGCCAAAAAAGCUUGCUGCUGACGAAUUUGAUGACAUCUUACAGGAAUUUGAUGACGACAAAGAGACAUCUCUGCCAACAAUUACUUCUUUCAGCUCCAAAACUUCUAAGGAUAUUCAUCAGAGGAAGAGAGACAACCCUGAACAAUCGCCUGCACCUAAGGUGAAGAGAGUCAAAAUCGAUGCUGUUGAGAAAACUGACGAAAAGACGUAUAACCCCGUUGAUUCUUCUCCUUUAAGGUCAAUAAAGAUGAAGGCUGAUCUUGUCGACGAUGCGGAGUUGCAAGCCAUGAUUGACGAUGUCCAAAGUUCACCAACAAUUAUCAAAAAUAGAACUGCAAAGAAUGCUGAAGUUAGAAAAGAUGAUCUUGAAAGGCUCAGCGAUAAAGAUGACGAAGAGGAGAGCGACGAAGAAAUUAACAUCGGAAGAAGAACAGUCAGAAACGCAGCAGCGAUUAAAAGGAUAAAUAUCAAUGCAGGUUCAAACUCAAGUUCAUCCCCGUUCGUGACUGCUCCAGGAACACCUGUGACAAGUCAGCCGAAAACGAAAGAACCCAUUUUACCUUUGGUUCAAACUUUCGGCAAAAAAUACAAUCGCGAAGAUAUUGUUGAUCUAAACACCAAUUCGUUCAAGUUCUUUUGGUUAGAUUACGCCGAAGUCGACAACUCUCUAUUGUUAUUCGGCAAAACUUUGGUAUCUCAAAAUAAGUUAAUUUCUGCCAUGGUACAAAUAAAGAACCUUUCUCGUGAACUCUACUUCUUGCCUCGUGAGCAAAAAACUGCUGCAGACGUUCAUGAAGAGAUAAUCCCACUUCUGCUGGACAAGUACGGCCUCGAUAAUAUUCGAGCAAAGCCCGAAAUUAAGAAAUAUGCAUUCGAGUUGCCUGGGAUUCCUCAUGAAAGAGAAUAUUUGAAAGUUUUAUUACCAUACCAAACGCCAAAGAGCAGAAAUGUUACUAUACCAAGCGAUCUUGAAGGUGAUACAUUCUAUCAUGUUUUCGGCGGGAACACUAACAUAUUUGAAAGCUUUGUGGUUCAAAGAAAAGUGAUGGGGCCUUGUUGGCUCGAAAUAAAAAAUGCGGACUUUUCGGCGUUGUCAAAUGCAUCUCACUGCUCCGCAGAGGUUCAGGUCACACAACCGGCUAAUGUCACACCAUUGACAGAGAAGCAAGUUCCGGAGUUAAACAGCGUUGCGAUUGCGGUGCAGACGGUUAUGAAUCCCAGAGAGAAUAGACAAGAAAUUGUUAGUAUCACGCUUGCGCACUACGAAAAUUUGGCCCAAGAUCUGCCAAUACCCGAGGACCUCGCGGCUAAUGAUACAAUAACUCUGAUUAGACCGCCAACUGGCUCCAGCUUUCCAACUGGUUUGAUGCACCUCGGAAAUAAAGCUUUGCAAGGACAGUUACGGCUACUUAAUAACGAAAAGGCGCUUUUGAAUUGCUUUUGUGCAAUGAUGAAGUCUUCUGACCCCGAUGUAAUCAUCGGACACCGUUUAGAAAAUAUGUCGCUUGACGUUAUUGCACACAGAUGUUUUGAGCUAAAAAUUCCAACCUUCAGUUGUCUCGGGCGCCGCUCAAGAAAAUCGUGGCCGGAUAAGUUUGGAAAAAACCCCAGUAUGAACCAAUUUUACAUUCGGGACAUUUUUGGGGGACGCUUAUUAUGUGAUAUAUCUAAUGAAAUGGGUCAGUCUCUCACACCUAAAUGUCAAAGUUGGGAAUUGGCGGAAAUGUACCAAGUAACCUGCCAAAAAGAACACAAAGCUAUGGAAAUUAAUUAUCAAAGUCCCCAGUAUCAAAGUGAUGUUAAUUCAAUGAUAUUGGCUCUUCAAGAGAAUGUUACAGGUGCUCUUAUUUCUGCUGAAAUUGCCUUUAGAAUUCAAAUAAUGUCACUCACUAAACAACUAACAACUUUAGCAGGGAAUGCGUGGUGCCAAACACUAGGCGGAACAAGAGCUGGAAGAAAUGAAUAUAUUUUACUUCACGAAUUCGCAAGGAAUAACUACAUUGUACCGGAUAAGGAAACAAGGCAUACCAGAAAUCAGCGUCAGCAGAAACUUAGAGAAGAAGCCGGCGAAGAGGCAGGAGAAGAAAUACAAGUCAAUUCGAAGAAAGCAAAAUACCAGGGUGGUUUGGUUUUCGAGCCCGAGAAAGGUUUGCACAAUGAUUAUGUUCUUGUGAUGGACUUCAAUUCGCUAUAUCCUUCCAUCAUUCAAGAGUAUAAUAUCUGCUUUACAACUGUGGAAAGAGACCCAAACAAUAUUGAAGAGCUUCCCAACGUACCGGAUUCGGAGAUUAAACAAGGUGUUUUACCCAGGCUAUUAGCAAAUUUGGUCCAAAGACGUCGAGAAGUGAAGAAGCUCCUCAAGACAGAGUCAGACCCACACAAAAGAGUUCAGUGUGACAUUAGACAGCAAGCCUUGAAAUUGACGGCAAAUUCCAUGUAUGGUUGUCUAGGUUAUGUGAAUAGUCGGUUCUACGCUAAACCAUUGGCCAUGCUGGUAACAAACAAAGGUAGAGAAAUUUUAAUGAACACCAGACAACUUGCGGAAAGUCUAGCGUUGGCUGUUAUCUAUGGUGACACAGACUCAGUAAUGAUUAAUACAGGAUGCGAUAGCUACAGCGAUGCCAUUAAAAUUGGUGACAACUUCAAGAAAUUGGUGAACGAAAGGUACCGUCUUUUAGAAAUUGACAUCGACAAUGUUUUCAGAAAGCUAUUGUUACAUGCCAAGAAGAAAUAUGCUGCAUUAACAGUUGUUUUUGACAAAGAUGGUAAUGAAGGAACCGCUUUAGAGGUCAAGGGUCUGGAUAUGAGACGACGUGAGUUUUGCCCACUCUCCAAAGAGGUUUCAAUCCACGUACUUGAAACUAUUCUUUCCGAUAAAGACCCAGAAACAGCUCUACAGGAAGUCUACGAGUAUCUUGAAAGUAUCAAGGAGCAGGUAGAAGCUAACGCCAUUCGUGUGGACAAAUACAAGAUUAACACUAGACUAUCAAAGGACCCCAAAGCUUAUCCUGGCGGUAAGAACAUGCCAGCCGUGCAAGUUGCUUUAAGAAUGAGAGAAGCUGGCCGCGUGGUCAAAGCCGGCAGUGUGAUCACCUUUGUAAUCACAAAACAAGAUGGCAUGGACGACAACGAUGUUCAGCUUUCUCCAGCUGAGCGCGCCCGCGUUUUGAAUGAAGUUAUGGUUAAAAAUAAUAACCUGCGGCCGGAUCCUCACUACUAUUUGGAGAAACAAAUUUUCUCACCAGUGGAAAGGCUGUUAGAGCGGAUCGAAAGUUUUGAUAUUGUGAGAUUAAGUCAGUCGCUAGGGCUUGACAGCCGAAAGUAUAUCAAUCGCGCGGGAGCAAAUGGCGAACUUAAUGGUAGCAGUGGCAAUGGUCUGCAGCCAUUGGAAAGCUCUAUUUCAGAUGAGGAAAGAUUCAAAAAUGCAGCUCCUCUAAUACUGGAGUGCUCUAGCUGUCAUCAAAAAUUUCCCUUCGGCGGUAUUGUGGCAUCUAAGCGUUAUAGAAUGAGCUAUACUGGUAUUCAAUGCGAACUAUGUCAACAUCAAUUUACUCCUCUACAGGUGAGCUCUCAGCUUGAAAGAGCUAUUCGUUCUCACAUUUCAAUGUACUACGCUGGCAAUUUAAAGUGUGAUGACAGCACUUGUGGGAUUGUUACCAGGCAAAUUUCAGUAUUUGGUAAAAGAUGUCUAAGCGAGGACUGUAUGGGUGUUAUGAGCUAUCUCUACACCGACAAGCAACUUUACAAUCAACUACUGUACUUCGAGUCGCUCUUUGAUGUGGAUAAAAACAAGAAGGAGCUCGUGAAACCACUUUAUCGACCAGAUCAUCCUGACAUUCCAGAGACGAAACUGUCGACAUCCCAAGUCUUAGCCUUGGGCGAGCAAAACCGAGAGUUAUUCCAAACAAUGGAAAAAGUAGUUCAAAAAUAUCUAGACAACUGCGCCCGUCGUUACGUUGACAUGGGCACCAUUUUCGAUUUUAUGGUGACACAUUAA